Messenger RNA from Ilex paraguariensis (yerba mate), 504 nucleotides. Lineage: Eukaryota; Viridiplantae; Streptophyta; Magnoliopsida; Aquifoliales; Aquifoliaceae. The record is from the annotation of a GenBank genome assembly.
AUGAAAGGAGUGAGAACAGCUGAGACAGAUCUCAGUUCCGGGAAAGUCAUAGUUACCGGCACCAUGGAUGGGAACAAACUCGUGGACUAUGUCUAUAGACGCACCAAAAAGCAAGCCAAAAUUGUCCCGCAGCCUGAACCAGAGAAGCCACAAGAAGAAGCAAAAGCAGAAGAGAAAAAAGAAGAGGAGAAACCAGCGGAAGAACCGAAGCCCGAAGAGAAGAAGGAAGAACCUUCUGAGAACAAAGAUGGUGGUCAAAAACCAGCUGAAGAAGGAAAGAAAGAAGGUGGUGAUGAGGGCAACAAUGGUGAUAAUAAGGCUGUUGAAGAGAAAGGUGGUGAAAACAAAGAAGAGGCCAAGAUGGAAGGAGAGAUCAGCACCAUUUAUGAUGAGCAAACCAUGCAAAAAAUGAUGUAUUAUUAUCAACCUCUUUACGUCAUUGAGAGAAUCCCACCACCUCAGCUCUUCUCUGACGAAAACCCUAAUGCCUGUUCUAUUAUAUAA